Molecule: messenger RNA, 1113 nt
Organism: Naegleria gruberi
Lineage: Eukaryota; Heterolobosea; Eutetramitea; Acrasida; Naegleriidae
Exons: 1
Coding region: 1-1113 (370 amino acids)
Molecular function (GO): oxidoreductase activity, acting on the CH-CH group of donors, NAD or NADP as acceptor
Source: RefSeq, a predicted model, not a curated record
AUGGCCAUCCUUUCAAACAGAAGAAUUUUAUUUGUUGCUCGUCCUGAAAACACACCAAAAUCUGCUCAUUUCACAUUGAGUGAACCAGUUGAGGAAAUCAAUUCUGAAACUUGCUUAAACGAAGGUGAAAUUCUUGUGAAAACCUUAUUCCUCUCAGUUGAUCCGUAUUUGAUUAUACCAAUGGGAAGAAAGGGAGUGCACCCUGAUGUGGUUCCUAAUCAAACUCCAUAUCCAUUGAAACAAUUCAAGAAUGCAGCAACUAUUGCAAAUGUUGGAGAUGUUUUUGGAGGAAGAGGUGUUGGACACGUGGUUGCAUCCAAACAUGAUGAUUACAAGGUUGGAGAUUUGGUUGCUGCUGAUUAUAAAUGGCAAGAAUAUGCAAUCAUUAAUGUGAAAUCAGAGUUGACUUUUGAAAAAUUGGAAAAUGAAAUAUUUAGUCAAGUUUCUCCAUCAACUGCUUUGGGUGUUUUGGGUGUGAGUGGUUCUAAUGCAUUGUGGGGUUUCAAUUUCGUCCUUCCAAAAGAUGAGAAACCAAUCGAAGGAAAGACAAUUGUUGUAAGUGCUGCAGCUGGUUGCAUUGGACUUACUGUUGCUCAAUUGGCCAAAAACAAGGGUUUCCGUGUGGUUGGUAUUGCAGGAGGUGAGGAAAAGGGUGAGAAAUUGCUUUCUGAAUUUAAAUUGGAUGCCGUAGUUGAUUACAAAAAGGCAAAUGGUGACUUGACCUUAUUUAGUCAACUGUUGAAGGAAGCAGCUCCAAAUGGAGUAGAUGCAUUUUUUGAUAAUGUAGGAGGAUUGGUUGCUGAUGCAGUGUAUGAAAAUCUCAAUUUGAAUGCAAGAGUUUAUUUUUGUGGAGCUAUUUCACAAUAUGGAGAUGGAAAAUCAAUUUCAACUCCUGAGAAAUACACAAACAAUCCAAAUGUUACAAGUAUUACAUGUUUUCAAGCUGAUUACAUUGAUACUAUUCCACAAGCAAGAAGAGAACUCUUUGAAUUGAUUCAAAAAGGUCAAUUGAAACCAGUUGAGUGGAUUACAAAUGGCAUUGAACAAACUCCAAGAGUUUUUGAGGAGAUGUAUGCUGGAAGAAACUUUGGUAAAACACUUAUUCAAAUUUAA